AUGGCUAAUCCACUGAUUGGAUAUAGCCACUCAGCUGCCUUUGAUAUAAGCAGACUGCCCGUGAGUGAUAUUCAUACUCUAAACUAUAAGCAGUAUGGCAAACAAGACGUGGAACCUGAAAUACCGACUUUACUAUUCCCCUACCUCCACCGCAGACCCGACGAAGACACCUUAUACACCAACACGAAAUUCUUCAACCCAGCCAUCGACCGCGUGGUGCUGUUCGACCAACGUGGAGCCGGCAAAUCAACGCCUGCAAUUGGACUACGCCAGAAUACAAGUCAGCAUCCAGUCUCCGACAUUGACGUGCUACGCAAGCAUCUCCAAAUAGUGAAAUGGUACCGGUACCUCUUCUUCGGUCCGUGGGGUUCAACACUGUCCGUACUCUAUGCACAAGUCUACCCGGAAAUGUCGGUACGGGAAAUCUUCACUGUCAGGAAGUUUGAGCUGGAGACCUCGUGUGGGUCCAUUGGCGCAGCAAACAUCACUGAAGCCUACGAAGCAUUUGUCAAUUAUCUUCCUGGAAAGUACUAUGAUCUGCUGGCUUCGGAAGACUAUGAGACAAGAGUUGCUGAAGCGAGGGAGCCUGAACGCUUUGCUCAACUUCGAGAUGAUGCCUGGGUGUUUGCUCAUGCGAGGCUCGAGGCGCAUUACCUUGCGAAUGGAGGGCUUCUGGAGGAAGGUCAGAUUAUUAAAGUGGAGAAUUUGAGGAGUAGCCAUAUUCCGACCACCAUUAUUCAGGGCCGCUAUGGUAUUGUCUCCGCACCGCAGACAGGUUGGGACCCGCACAAGGGCUCGCCGGACUCGCGAUUGUUUUGGACUCCUGAUGCUGGCUAUAAUGCUAGUCUUGCAUUGACCUCGUUCCUGAGACAUGGCCAUGCUAACAUCUUUGUAGGAACCUGGCACGCAGGCCAACUGUCCGAGGUCUGUGAUGAGCACGCUGAGCUUGACUUUACUCUCUGA
This is a messenger RNA of Penicillium hordei, 963 nucleotides long. RefSeq lists its product as uncharacterized. Gene Ontology annotation, molecular function: aminopeptidase activity. The transcript has 5 exons. Lineage: Eukaryota; Fungi; Ascomycota; Eurotiomycetes; Eurotiales; Aspergillaceae. Gene Ontology annotation, biological process: proteolysis. The record is from RefSeq and is a predicted model, not a curated record. Bases 1 to 963 code for a protein of 320 amino acids. Gene Ontology annotation, cellular component: cytoplasm.